AUGUUUCCGACAUUCGACAUUGGUGACAGAAUCAUAGCGGAGAAGGUCUCCUACUAUUUCCGGGAACCAGAGGUUGACGACAUUGUAAUUUUCAAGGCACCCAAGGUUCUUCAGGAACGAGGGUACAGUGCCGGCGAAGUAUUUAUCAAGCGAAUCAUAGCUACUGCUGGCGACGUUGUGGAGGUCAAAGCUGGGAAAACAUAUGUGAAUGGUGUCCAGAGGAGUGAUGAAUUCACUUUCGAGCCACCUGCAUAUCAUAUGAAGCCGCAGUAUGUCCCACCAGGAUACGUGUUUGUCAUGGGAGACAAUCGUAACAACAGCUACGACUCACACAUCUGGUAG
Closterium sp. Naga37s-1 is the source of this 342-nucleotide messenger RNA. NCBI's taxonomy places the organism in Eukaryota, Viridiplantae, Streptophyta, Zygnematophyceae, Desmidiales, Closteriaceae. The record is from the annotation of a GenBank genome assembly.